Misgurnus anguillicaudatus (oriental weatherfish) is the source of this 3298-nucleotide messenger RNA. RefSeq names its product interferon regulatory factor 4b (gene irf4b). Gene Ontology annotation, cellular component: nucleus. Gene Ontology annotation, molecular function: DNA-binding transcription factor activity, RNA polymerase II-specific; protein binding; RNA polymerase II cis-regulatory region sequence-specific DNA binding. Gene Ontology annotation, biological process: immune system process; regulation of transcription by RNA polymerase II. Lineage: Eukaryota; Metazoa; Chordata; Actinopteri; Cypriniformes; Cobitidae. The record is from RefSeq and is a predicted model, not a curated record.
UCACUGUAACAAAAUAGUCUAGCUUUUAGUUAAUUUAAUUUUUCUUUUACAGUAUUUUGAAAACUUAUAUUCUCGGUAGAUAUUUAAAAGGAUAAUUCCCCCAAAAAAGGAAAUUCUGUCAUAAUUUACUCACCCUUAAGUUGUUCCAAACCUGUAUACAUUUAUUUCCUCUGCUGAACACAAAGGAAGAUAUUUGUAAUCAAGCAGGAAACAGGAGCACCACUGACUUCCAUAGUAGGAAGAAAAUAGUAUGGAAGUCAAUGGUGCUCAAAAAUGGUUUGGUUACAAACAAUGCUCAAAAUAUUUGAAUAUAUUGUGUUUAGCAGACCAAAGAGCUAUGAGCUAUUGGUUACAUUUAUACAAACUUUCAGUGCAGUGAAAUUAUUAUCUGUAGCGUUCAAUGGAGAUUUAGUUAUGUAAAUAAUGGACAGCUGACAGUAAGUCAUAUCAAUUCCAGAACACCACAGUCAUCCUCUGUCAUUUAUAGCUUCUCGUGUCACAAACAGAUUUUAGCACUGAAGGGUUGCCAAAGUGUCUCCAGACAAUUGAUUUACUAAAAAAAAAACUUGAUUUAAGGAAUGCAUACUUCAAUUAUUUAUCCAAUAUAGGCUACAACAACUCAUAAUCUAUUUAAAGAUAGUAUUAGUCCACAAAAUUAACAAUGUUGUAAAGGUGCCUAAAAAAAACAAUUAUUCUGUCACUUUCUGUAACAAAGCAACUCUUGACACAUUGCAGGUCAGAAAAACAGAGCACUCAUAACCAUCAAAUCAUUUCUGUAUUUGAAGUUGCAUGGCUUAUGUAAUAUGUCAAACUUUUUAACAUAUUCAUUUUAGCCAUUUAACCUAAAUACAUUUAAAUGAGAAUAUAUACACGCAAUGAACCGAUGUAUAAACAAAUAUGUGACAUUUAAACGCCAUCGAAUUCAAAUUCAAAGAAAUGAAAUUUCUUUGAUAAAACGCCAAAAGUCCCGCUUAGUGUGCGUGGGUAAAUAUCAACCGAUCUGCCCCCGCGUGUUUACGGGACGUCCGUCAAUCACACGAGUUUUUAGAGCUGCAGGUGCGCGGAAUCCUGCCCGAGUCUCUGGCGUAAGCUCCACCCACCAAUGCAAACGAUUUAAGAAAAGUCGCGGUCGAAAGCUGAACUACGUUACUGACGAAUUUCAAAACUCGAAAGAUCUGAAAGAGGGCAGGACGCGCUCCAAUACUUUCUACUAUGUGUUCAGAUGAGGAGCGCACUAUGACCGGGGGCUCCGGUAACGGAAAGUUGCGUCAGUGGCUGAUCGAGCAGGUGGACAGCGGAAAAUACCCCGGUCUCGUGUGGGAAAACGAGGAGAAGAGCAUCUUCAGGAUUCCCUGGAAGCACGCGGGCAAGCAGGACUAUAACAGAGAUGAGGAUGCCGCGCUCUUCAAGGCUUGGGCGCUGUUCAAAGGCAAGUACCGGGAGGGCAUUGACAAACCAGAUCCGCCAACGUGGAAAACGCGCCUUCGGUGCGCUCUUAAUAAGAGCAAUGACUUCGAGGAGAUCGUGGAGCGCAGUCAACUUGACAUAUCGGAUCCCUAUAAAGUGUACAGGAUCGUUCCAGAGGGAGCCAAAAAAGGUCCCAGAUCUGUAGAAGAAUCACAGUCUAAUUCAGCCUCACCCAGUUACCCAAUACACCCGACCUAUGCAGCUGCACCAUCUCAGGUGUGCAACUACAUUUCUCCAGCAGAGAGAGGAUGGAGAGAUUUCUCCCCACUGUCUGAAAUCCCUUACAGCCAGACCACCUACAGUGCACGCUGGGACCCUGGAUACCAGUUCAGUGGUUCGUUCUACAGUUGCAAUGCAUCAGAUACACAACCCUCACCUUUCUCCCUGGACUCCAGCAUGAGGUCUUCUGAGGCGUUGGCCCUCUCAGAUUACCGCAUACACGUGAUGGUGUUUUACCGGGAUACUUUGGUACGAGAGGUAACCGUCAGUAGCCCAGAGGGUUGUCAGCUUGGCCCUAGCAGAGAGGGACAGGGCUACAUUUCACCUGGGACCCCCGAGCUGGUGGAACUCCCUCAUGCUGAAGGGACAUCUCUGGAGCGCGGCGUUCAGCUCUGGAUGACCCCGGAUGGGCUGUACGCCCGUCGUCGUUGCCCCUGCAGGGUUUACUGGGAGGGAGCUCAUGCACCACCUUCUAACAAACCCAAUAAACUGGAGAGAGACCAGACUUGUAAACUUCUGGACACCCAGCUGUUCAUCACAGAGUUACAGACUUAUUCCCUGCAUGCUCGCCCUGCCCCACGUUCACAAGUGCUACUGUUCUUUGAGGAUGAGGGAUCCGAAACACAAAGACCCAAGAGGACCUACACAGUGCAGAUUGAGCCGCUGUUUGCUCGUCAGCUUUUCUUCCUCGCUCACCCUGGAAGCAUGAACUAUAUCCGCACCCAUGACUUUUCACACCUGCCACCUGAACACACCCUCAACCCAGGCCAAGAUUUUCACAGAGUCAUCACGCAUCACCAUAACAACGCUCCUCAAAAUUGACCCUUGAACAGCGUUGUUUUUAACACUGGGUUAAAGUCAAGUUUUAUUCCUGGGCUAAGCAACGUUUACACUCGCAUGAACGUAUGAAAAUGGUGCUAUCAUGGCUUUUAACUCUAGUUUGUGCACGAAAUCAAUGUUAGGACCGUUUGAAGAGACAUUUUCAAAGAUGGACAAGCAAUUACAACAGGUUGUGUGCUUAUUAGUUUCUCUAGGGGUCAAAUAUAAAAAUGUUAAUCCAGAAUUUACAGACGCACAGCGUGAAAUCAUUGUGGACGGCAAAAUGCACAGUGACUACCCAGUGAAACAUACCCAUGAAUUGUGUGAGACAUGGAACAAACCCAGGAUUAUGCUAACAUAGGGUUAAAAUGAAAAAGCUCAUACAUUUUGGAAGCUAAAGCUUAACUGACUUAAAUCUGCAGCAAUGGCUUGGAAAUGCUGCAGUGGGGCAAAAUCAUGUCCAAAAUCUCUUGUGCUAACAGACAGUAUCAGACUAAAAGACUGUAUUUGUUUAAUACUGAGAAUGAAUGAUGUGGCUGUGUACAACUCACAUGAAUGAAUGAUUGUAUCAGGUCAAGAAAUGUUUGCGGAAAUGAAUGUAAAUUGUGCAUAUAAGCUGUGCACGAUUCCUUGUACCAGUGUUAUGUUUGAUUGAGCUGUAAUGAAACUACUUUUGGAAUGUAAAGGGACAAGAUUUGAAUGUAUAUAUGCUAUGUAUGUAUGGGCAGUAUUUGUUUUUUAGAAAAUGUGAAAACCUUUCAGUAUUCAAAUGUUUUUUAUACAUGUGUUUUUU